Messenger RNA from Aedes albopictus (Asian tiger mosquito), 2532 nucleotides. Its product is annotated as integumentary mucin C.1. NCBI's taxonomy places the organism in Eukaryota, Metazoa, Arthropoda, Insecta, Diptera, Culicidae. The record is from RefSeq and is a predicted model, not a curated record. The coding region runs from base 425 to 982 and encodes 185 amino acids. The transcript has 3 exons. Gene Ontology annotation, cellular component: cytoplasmic vesicle.
UGUUCUGUUGUGUGAUUGCAGUCAACUCAGCAGCAGUGUCAGAAGAAAAGAAUCAUCGUCGUUGUCGUAAAUCCAAAACUCGAGUCGAAGAAAAAGCUGCCUCCGUCGAUACAUCGAGGAGAGUCGAACGGCGAAAAAAAAAACAACAGUGCACAGUAACGAAGAAUCUCUUGCGGUGUUAAUUACGCUAUUCCAGUCCGGUGUGAUUUUUUGGGUUUUCCGCGUGGGUUUCGCGAUUCGGAAAAAGCAGCGGAGUGCUGUGUCGAUCGGACGGUAGUUUUUGCGUGUUUCCCCCGGCGAAGGAUUAUCUACAGGAAGGCAGUCAGUCAAUCGAUCGAUCGAUUUCCUACCCAUCGGAGAAAGAAGAAGGAAACGAGCGGAAACAACGCAAUCGGAAAGCCGAUUCUCGAAGGAAUAAGGUAGAAUGGCGCAGAUACGCUACGUGUUGCUAGCGUUUGCCGUGGUGGCGAUUUCCUGGGCUGCCGGACAGCAGCAGCCAGCGAGCAGUUCCACUGUGGCACCAGUACCAGCUACGGAUACUACAACGGCAGUACCGGCACCGGAUAAUAACACAACCACCAGUACGACUCCGGCUACAACAACUAAGGUUCCGGACAAUACAACUACUCCAGCAACCACAACCACCACUACCACCACCACGUCAACUUCAACCACAUCGACUACCACUCCGGUUCCGGACAACUCUACUACAACGACAACCACCACCACCACUCCAUCGCCCACUCCGGAUAACCACAACACAACCACGACCAGCACUACUACCCCGUCGCCGACGCCAACUCCGAAUCCGACCCCGACCCCGACGCCAUCGCCGGCUCCCACUCCGGUGCCGCACUGCAAGCGCUUCGACGGAUACUCGUUCGUCGGUGGAAUGAUCCUGGCGUACGGUUCGCUCGCGAUCGCCCUAGUCCUGUGGAAGUUCUACAAGGCCCGCACCGAACGGAACUACCACACACUGUAAGUUAGGAGGGGGAGGGAGUAGAAGCGUGAGCGAGCAGUAAGGUGUUUCAUUCUCCGGUGGUUACAUGAUCUAAGACCAAAAACAAAAUGAUUAAUAUUUCGUCAACUGUUUUUUUCUAUUUUUAUUUGUACGAUCAGGGAUUAGGGAUGGACGAUGCUCGUUAGGCAAGCAGAAGAGGGCGGAAGCGUACGAAUCUUAAUUUUUUAUGUUUAGUUUUACUUCUUCAUUGAAUUAAUCUUUGGAAAGUUUUUUUUUAAUUUUCCCAUCGAUGUUUUUGCAAGAUUUGCUCAAUCAGAAAAGAAGGAAUCUCGUUGGGAGUCAGUUUAACUAAUAAGGGGACAGUUUGGGAGAAGAUAUAUCUGUAGUCGAAAAUAAUAAAAAGGAAAGUAAAUUACAGUUUUAUUUUGUUUCUGUUGGUGCACCGGAACAUUUGGGCCGAUCGCAGUAAGCGGGUGUAUAUGCUGAAUGGAAGUUGGCACUGAAGUGGCCCACUGAAUUGGGCUACUAUGAUUCUGGAUGGUAUAAUGAUUGUCGUACAGAAUUAUAUAUUUCAUGUUCUUUUCUUGAUGUCGUCUUUUUUAUAUCUAGUUUUUGUAGCAAGUCGAACAUUGUUCGUGAAGAAUCAGCAUUUAAGAAACAAAAACCAUGUUGUGUCAUAAACCAAAUCAAGCGGAAUCAUCGAAAAAGAUUCGUAAGAGGAUAAUGAAAAACAUCAGUUUGUAAAUAACUCAACAGAAACACAUGAGAGAAUCUCCUUAACUGUUUAUUUGUCCACUGUUUUAUCAAAAUCUAUAUUGACAUAAAUCGCAAACAAGCUACAGCAACUGGUAAAGCUUCGCAUCGUUUUAGAAAUUGGUUAAAAAUGACGCGUGCUAUUGGCGGAGAACAAACAAAAAAUUGAAAUCGGGGAGGGCAUAAGCAAAUAUGAAGAUCUACACUGAAAGUCUGAUGGAUAUCCUAUCUUUUUGAAAUGCGUGGGAACUGAUUGAAUGCAAGGAAGAUCGAAGAAAAAAAAACACAUACCUUGAUCAGAAUAAAAACGAACAUAUACAGAUUUAAUGCAGAGAUAAAGGAUGGAAAGUGCUCUUAAUAAAGAUACAAAAAAUAUGAAUGUUUACCACUCAAACAAAAAAAACAAACGUGAAGGAAAUAGAUCACAUUGACACUUUAAAUGGCAAUCUCUUUAUGAUGGUGUAGUGUACAAACUAGAAAAAAAGAAUCAUUCGUCCAUCCUUGCUUAAAAAAACUUUAACAGCUGAUAAGAAUGAAACAACUACAUUAACACAAAGAUCUCGUUUGUAGUUGUUUCCAUAAACAAAUAAACUUUAAAAGCAUUUCUCAGAAAUUGGUGCGAAUCGAAAAUCCGACCGACCAAUCGAUUUCUGAGUGAUUCGGUUUUACCGCGGGUUAGACGCCCACAGAUACACAUUGACACACACACACACACACACACACACACACACACACACACACACACACACACACACACACACACACACACACACACACACACACACACACACACACACACACACACACACACACACACA